AUGGGAAAUCUUCCUUUUAAAUCACAGAAAGUUUCAAAAUUUUCAAAACAUACUUUCAAACCAUUCCAACCGGAUGAAGAAGUCCAAAUAGACAGAACACAAAUAGCUCAUCAUUUAUACCGGGUGAUUUGGGACGGAAAUUUUAGUUCACCAGUAAAAGAGAGACUAUUAAAAGGAGGCGCUAAAGUGUUAGAUAUAGGAUGUGGACCAGGUACAUGGAUAUGUGACAUGGCAACAGAUUUUCCAAAGUCGUCAUUUAUAGGUGUAGAUUAUGUACCAACAUUUCCUACCCAAAAACCAACCAAUGUUCAAUUUAUUGUCAGUAAUAUACUAGAAGGAUUAGAUUUUGAGGAUGAAGAAUUCGAUUUUAUUAAUAUGCGACAAAUGGUAUUGUGGUUCUCGGAGGAACAAUACAAGGAACAAGUGAUUCCUGAAUUGAUACGAUUACUUAAGGUUGAGGGAUGGUUAGAAAUAUCAGAGUCGGAGCUUCAAGCACAUUUGAUAGUUGUCGGUCAAAUGGCAAAAUAUAAACGAAACCCAUAUGUUCUCUACGAACUCGAGGCUUGUCUAGACCAAUUCAGCAACAUAUCGCGGGACAAACGAGCAAUUCCAAUCGGUUCAAACGACAAAAUAAUCGGGCAAUAUUGUGUAAUGUUAUGUAUUCCGUUAAUGUUAGAAAUUUUGUCAGAACAUGUGUUAAAAUUGUCACCGAACAAAUACGAGCAAAUGAUUAGAGAAAUAAUUGAUGAG
This is a messenger RNA of Ambispora gerdemannii, 750 nucleotides long. The record is from the annotation of a GenBank genome assembly. Lineage: Eukaryota; Fungi; Glomeromycota; Glomeromycetes; Archaeosporales; Ambisporaceae.